GUAAGCUAAAAGAAAGGACAUUUAGGUGGCGUUCGAAUAGGUCUGAAAUAGUGCGUUAAGGAUUAGCUUGAACUUCAGAGAAUGAUUGCUUAAACAGAGGAUGAUGUUCCACCAUUACUCUCCUCCUCCCAUGGGGUGGGUGGAAUAUUAACAAUGUCCAGCACCAGCUGACGAGCAGCAAAUUAGCAUCUCUUCCAGGCCCCAUCACCACCACAUCCUUUAAGCUAUAGAGCCAAGGGGAUUGCCUUUUUAGGAGACGCUCGAUUCCCAUGAACAUACCACAGCCAGCAUAAAGAAGCUAUGAAUGACAACAUGAAACUUUGAUGCGAGUACCCACCCUUGAAACAAAAGGUGCAUUUAUCCUGACCUGUACGUGCUUCGGACUACUGGUGAAAAGCUAAUGGACAGCUGUGAUCUGGAAAGCUGGUAAAGAAAUGACUAAACCACUGCUGCCAUUGCCAUACAUUUUGUAGGGAAUUUUGCAGUAGUUAUUAUCCACAGUUUUUUCUUUUGGAGUGUGGGAGGACAGCUACUACCAAAAGGUUGGGUGUGCCAGUAACUGCCUAAAUUCUGACCUGCAAACCGCCGAAGGGUACCAUGGAAAAAUUCAAGGCAGGACUGGUCCUGGGUGGUGUUGGUGAUGCCUUGGGCUUCAGAAAAGGCCACUGGGAAAGUUGCACAUCAGGCAAAAAGAUCCAAGAAGAACUGGCAUCUUUGGGCGGUCUGGGAACACUAAAACUGGACCCUGAUAACUGGCCGCUGAGUGAUGCAACGUUAAUGCACAUGACCACAGCCGAGGCACUUAUAACAGAUUAUUGGUGUCUGGAGGACCUUUACCGUGAGCUGGUACGUCUCUACGUUGACGCCAUGGUGUCUCUUCAGGGUAGAAACCCUGAUCCGGCCACAGUGGAAGGCUGUGUUCACCUCAAACCUGACAAUUUUCUGCUUGCUUGGCACACACCCUUUAAUGAAAAAGGGUCAGGGUUUGGGGCAGCUGCUAAGGCCAUGUGUGUGGGAAUGCGAUACUGGCAACCUGAGAGACUUGACAGCCUAAUAGAGGUCAGCAUUGAGAUGGGCAGGAUGACCCACAACCAUCCCACAGGGUUCCUGGGUUCCCUGACAACAGCAUUGUUUGCUUCCUAUGCGAUCCAGGGUAAACCCCUUGGGACUUGGGGUCGUGAGCUCAUGAAGGUCAUACCUCGCGCGGAGGAGUACCUUAAGAAGACCAUACGUCAUAUGGCAGAAUAUCAGGAAAACUGGUUCUACUUUGAGGCGAAGUGGCAGUUUUACUUGGAAGAAAGGGAACUAGACAAAGAAGGGCAGAAUAAACCAUUGUUUGACAAUCGCUAUGAUGCUGAAGACACUGAUAAGAUGUACAAGCGAUGGAGUUCGGAAGGCCGUGCAGGACGGAGGGGACAUGAUGCACCUAUGAUAGCCUACGACGCCCUUCUAAUUGCAGGAAAUGACUGGGCUGAACUAUGCAAAAGGGCAAUGUUCCAUGGAGGGGAGAGUGAAGCCACAGGCCUAAUCGCAGGGUGUCUCUAUGGCCUAAUGUACGGUCUAAGACAAGUUCCUUCAAGCCUCUACCAGAAUUUAGACAAAAGGGAACGUUUGGAGGAGCUUGGAGAAGCGCUUUACAAAGCAGCGUCAGCAGAGAAGUGCAUAGACAAGUAAAACUGCACUUCACAAGCAGAAUAGCUUUCAAUGGAACUGCACGAGCCAAAGAUCUCUCAUCCUGCACUUCUACUGUAACAUUCUCUUUUCACCCUUUCCAUCUUUUCACCUUGACCUGCUACCCAUCAACCACCUACUAUUUCUGCAAUGAAUUACAUGAGAGGUUAAGCUAUUGCGUUUCAGUGAGUUCAAUUAACUAAUAUGCCUGUUUUCCACAUUAAGUACAGUAUAUUUAAUAUUAUUAUAGAAUGGAUUUUAAUAUAAAAUGUAUGGAUUGUGUUUCAUUGCCAUGGGAAUAAGUAAUCUUAUGACACCUUAAAGCAAACAAUGGUAACACCUUACACUUCCCUUUGCUGCUAACCUGUAUUUAGACCACUGAAACCACAGUUUUCUCUGGAUCAAUGUUCAUCAAUAGAAUACAUUUCGCACAUAAUAUUAAUCUAAUUUAAAUACUUUUAAUGACAUGUCAUUUGAGAUAUAAUUAUUCAACUGUCAUUUGUCAGUCUUCUGGAGUAAUUCAUCCAUGACAGUUACAGUAUGUAUAGCACAACAGUACUUAUGUAUCUAGAAACAUUGAUUGUGAUUUGAACUGUGACUCACCCAUUAGUUAUAGCAUGUGAAUUAACAAUAACAUCACAGUGAUUAAAUUGUACUUAAAUGUGCUUAAAGCCCCUGACCUUUCUUUUGACAUUUCUGAACAAUGUUACUGGAUGUUUUCUACAUUUUUUUAUUCUGCCCAAAUUAUCCUAUAGUGCAAUGAACUAAUCAAGUCUGCCUAAUUAAUGAAAAGUUGGUUGAUUAGUACGGCAGGCAGUAUAUUACUUUUCUCUUUAACCCUUUUAGAUAUGCAGUUCUUAAAAAAUCAUAGGUGUAGCCAUAAAAAAGAAAAAUAAUUACCUUUUUUCACUUUAUCAGGUUUUUUUUCUUCCAUCAGCAGUAUGGUUGCUUAUUUGAUAUAACAGGUAAAUACUCGUCAACUAAAAAUAUAAUUGAUUUCAUUGAAAGGUUGCAGAUCUUCAGUAUGACAA
Corythoichthys intestinalis (scribbled pipefish) is the source of this 2702-nucleotide messenger RNA. It is a transcript of the gene adprhl1, whose product is annotated as ADP-ribosylhydrolase like 1. The coding region runs from base 598 to 1674 and encodes 358 amino acids. The record is from RefSeq and is a predicted model, not a curated record. Gene Ontology annotation, biological process: protein de-ADP-ribosylation. The transcript has 7 exons. NCBI's taxonomy places the organism in Eukaryota, Metazoa, Chordata, Actinopteri, Syngnathiformes, Syngnathidae. Gene Ontology annotation, molecular function: magnesium ion binding; ADP-ribosylarginine-[protein] hydrolase activity.